Saccoglossus kowalevskii is the source of this 1665-nucleotide messenger RNA. Its product is annotated as RNA helicase MOV-10-like. Gene Ontology annotation, molecular function: 5'-3' RNA helicase activity; RNA binding; ATP hydrolysis activity. The record is from RefSeq and is a predicted model, not a curated record. Lineage: Eukaryota; Metazoa; Hemichordata; Enteropneusta; Harrimaniidae.
AUGGCAGAUGAAGGAGACAUUGACCACAUAUUCAUUGAUGCUGUAUCACAGGGUGAUGUAAAUACUGCAGUACAUUUGUUGACAACUAAAUGUGCAGAGGCUGAUAUGCGAUUAGAGCACAAUGGGCUAAUUAAAUCCACACUGCAGCUGGCAGCGGAGAAUAACGACUACGCAAUGGUGAAACUAUUACUUUCACAUGGAUCUAAGCAUAUUUCGAAUCCUGCUCUCCCUGGAGGUUUCGAUGAAGAUGUCCUAACAGGUCGAACGCGAAUAGGUGUGUACACAGCAUUAUGUAGUCCAUCUUACAUAAUAUUUACUAAGGACGAUCCUUUGACAAGAGCGUUUGAACUGUCCGAGGAGAUGUCAACUCUGAUGAAAAGCAACACAGUAAAGGACACUUCUAAAAUAUACUUCUCGUCAUUGAUCAAACAGUUAAAAUCAUUUGCCGUUGAGAUAUUGGAAUGCUGCUAUAAUUCGGAAGAGGUGUCAAUUUUACUUAAGGGAAAGCCGUGCAAAACUGAUUUACAGAGUAGCAUAUCGGAUGUUGACAAGUAUCAUUUGGCAAUACAAGCCAUUAACAGUGACCAAAAAGAGUUCAUAGGUCAUUAUUACAGUCAAGCUAUAUUGAAGCGCCAAUGGGAACAGGGUCAACCGACAUGGUCACAGAAGGAUGGAAUUGGUUGGUCAAUACUGUAUUGGGUAUACUGCAUCAUGGUGUACGGAGUUUUACAAAUACCCCUUGGUGUUAUCUAUGUGUUCGCCCCAUGCUGUCCUACCAGUCAGAUGAUAAACAAUCCAAAGGGAAGAUUUACAAUGCAAGCAUUCGCACAUGCCGUGUUUCUUAUGUUUAUGCUUUGUUUGGAUUUCUUCCAUUCGUCGGAUCCCACAAUGGAUGUUUAUUUAAAUUUUCAUAUAGUAUUUUUUAUACUACUGGUUUGGGUAAUCGCGCUGUUGUACCAAGACAUUCUGCAGUGUUAUCAAAUGGGAAUACUCAAGUACCUCAUUGAUGCUGUGAACAUUUUAGACAUUGUUAUUAAGCUCUCGUUAUUAGCAGUCAUCUGCAUUCAGAUCAAAUUCUUAGGAACACAAACAUAUAGAGAUGCGAUAGUACCAGUAGUCAUUGAUUGUUGGUAUUCAUUUAUAUUCGUUCUUGCCUGUAUCCGUCAUAUAGAGAAUUUGUUUUUAAUGGAGUUUGUUGGACCGAUGUUAUUCCAUUUCUCUAAUAUGGCAACUGAUGUAGCACGUUUCAUUUGUAUCUUUCUGAUUGUGUGUGCUACGUUCGUAUUUGGAUUAUACGAUUUAUAUAAUGAUACUGGAGCCGGCACUGUUUUUACAAGGCUGACAACAACAAUAACGUCACUUCUCGGUAGUGUGUUUGGUGAUAUUGUUGAAUCCGAUGUAUUAGAUGUGUCUGUCAAAUUUAAUGUUAGUUCAGUGUUUAACGAAAGAGCCUCGGAUGUGUAUUCGGCACUUGGAUUCACGCUUUAUUCAAUAUUCUGUCUGAUUGUCGUACUGGUGUUGGUGAACCUCUGUAUUGCAAUGAUGUCAGAUACAUAUUCUAGACUACAGAAAACAUACACGUUUAUUUACUCAUCGUAUUCAUCUGAUAGUAUAAGGUUUGUUAUUCAUUUACUAGGAGCGAGUCGACAUAGAGUGGAAAUUUAA